Molecule: messenger RNA, 522 nt
Organism: Anopheles marshallii
Lineage: Eukaryota; Metazoa; Arthropoda; Insecta; Diptera; Culicidae
Exons: 2
Coding region: 1-522 (173 amino acids)
Source: RefSeq, a predicted model, not a curated record
AUGGUGCUGAAAAAAUAUGUGUACGUUUUGUGCGUUGUUUCUGUGACUGGCCUCAAGGUUAUGUUUGAAAAUUUUGUGCAACACAACGGCUAUGAUUAUGCUAUUUUUGAUAUACGCGUGCGAAAAUUCAAUCGUACAAUAACGACACUGAACGGAACGGUCACCCUACCCAUAUGGCUCGACAACAACACAACGUUUUCGUUAGACUUAUUUCACAGCCGGCUCGGAAACCAGCAGUUCAAUCACUAUCCAAUGAAACUGCCUUCGUGCGGUACGUGUGACUUCUUGGACAACGUACAAUCCAGCUAUGGGGAUCAUCUAGGAUCGUUGAGCAAUUUACCCGCGAUAGGCGAGUGUCCAUUUUCGCCACGAGACGUCCAUGUGAUCGAUUUUGCUUUCCCAGAGGAAGCAAUCCCAAAGGUAAUGCCUAGAGGUCUUUGGAAAGCGUUGAUAACCGGGAGAAAAAAUGGAGAGGAAGUAAUUUCUUACUACGUACUCGUGAAAGCAUAUGAUGAUUUCUAA